Anguilla anguilla (European eel) is the source of this 5175-nucleotide messenger RNA. Its product is annotated as cadherin-related family member 2-like. The record is from RefSeq and is a predicted model, not a curated record. Gene Ontology annotation, biological process: homophilic cell-cell adhesion. Gene Ontology annotation, molecular function: calcium ion binding. Gene Ontology annotation, cellular component: plasma membrane. Bases 78 to 4091 code for a protein of 1337 amino acids. NCBI's taxonomy places the organism in Eukaryota, Metazoa, Chordata, Actinopteri, Anguilliformes, Anguillidae. The transcript has 32 exons.
UUCUCGAGAAUCAACUGCUGGCCUUCCUAAAAUUACAAGAAAAGGGGUGGACAGAAAAUAGGGAUCACAUUUUGUGCAUGGAAUGGUAUUGCCAUGUUCUGAAUAACAACUUCAAAAAAUCAGAUGCUGAGAGGAAGGCAUCCAACAGACUGGAGAUAAAACCUGCAACGCAAUCCUCGUGGAAAAUGAAGGAGGCAAGCCUCAUGCUGCUCUUCUUUGCAUUGUUCUUCCAAACAGCCUCUGGAAACACAUCUCCAAUCAUACACAUGACUUUAAUUAAUUUAAGAGAGGACAUACCAGUUGGUCAUUAUGCCUUCACAAUUCAAGCAAGUGAUGCAGAGAAUGAUCCUUUGACCUUCAGCAUCAAUGGAGAGAACAGGUUUUACUUCAGUGUAAAUCCAAACUCAGGAAUUGUUCACAUUAAGUCUCCUCUUGACAGAGAGGAAAAAGUUACCUUUAAUGUGGAAUUAUCAGUUUAUGAUGGAAUGAAUGAUGCUGUUAGAAAAACUUUGAUUGUGAUUCUGCAUGAUGCCAAUGAUAAUCGGCCCAUAUUUGUUGAUGCGCCAUUCAAUAAAGAUGUCUCUGAGAAUACAGCAGUGGACACAGUUCUAUUCCAGGUAACCGCCAGAGAUGCAGACUAUGGGCUGGCAUCACUUGUGAGCUACAAAAUUGAUGAUGUUGUGCCAAAUGAUGGUAUGAAUCUUUUUUCCAUUUCUGAGAGGACUGGAGAAGUUAAAUUGAUUGGCAGAUUGAAUUACACGAGCAAAAGCACUUUUUAUCAGUUGAAGAUCAAUGCAUCGGAUGGCGGGGGGCCUCUCUGGCAUUCUCACGUCUUUCAGUCGAGUGUUGCUUUUGCCUUCAUCACUGUCAUCGAUGUCCCGGAUCUGGUGCCUCAGUUUUUAAAUGUUCCAUAUUCAGUCACAGUCAAUGAGCAUACCACUGUGGGCCAAACAGUGUUCCAAGUGCAAGCCAUAGAUCCUGACACAGGAGUAAAUGACAAGAUCCGCUUCAAAAUUCAAAAUUCAAAUGUGCCUGAUCUUUUUGAAAUUGAUGAGGAAAGUGGAAACAUACUUGUCAAAACUAUAUUUGACCGUGAAGAUUUACUGUAUAUGAAUGCUGUUGUUAAACUGCAAGUGUUGGCAAGUGAAACUAAACCAAAUGUUUAUGGAACUAUUUCCAACACCACAACAGAUGUGCAAAUCAACAUUGGAGACAUUAACGACAACAAGCCCAGGUUUUACAACUGUCCACCUGAAUGUAAUUUCAAAGAGGAAGUGCGACACUUCAGAGGAAUCACCAAUGAGCAGUCUUCUGUAGGUGUGCCUGUUGGAGAUCUAAACAUUAUUGCCAGAGAUUUGGAUGAGGGGGUAAAUUCCAGAUUUGAGCUGCAUCUUCAAGGACCAGACAAAGAUGCAUUCUCUGUGUCUCCUCCUUGGGCCAUAUCAAGCAGUCCAGUGCAAAUCUUCAUCAGAAACCCCAGUGAUGUUGACUAUGAAAAAAAGAAAACCAUGAUUGUUGAGAUUGUUGCCAUUGACACUUCCAAGACUGCGGACUGCUGCUCCACUGCUGUGGUCACCAUCCAGAUCAAAGAUAUAAAUGACAACAACCCAGCUUUCAAGAAUGAGACAUAUUAUUUAGAAGUGGAUGAACACAGCCGAACUGGAAAAGUUGUUGCCACGAUAACAGCUAUAGAUCCAGACACAGAGGAUGUUGGAAAAAUCACUUACAGGCUUCUGCCAGAGAGUAUACUGAAAUAUUUUGAUGUCAACCCAAAAAGUGGCAGGAUCAAAGUAAAGAACAACAGACUGCUGGAUCGGGAAGUUCGUGCCGUAUAUUCUGCUACUCUUCAAGCGAUAGACAGUGCCGAGAACAUGGGAACCACAGUCCUGGAAAUCACACUUAACGACAUUAAUGAUAAAAUACCAACUAUGGCCAGAGAUUCUUACAUUGGCUUUGUGAAAGAGGAAAGUAAUGCUGAACUUCAGCUUCAAAUACAGGCUUUUGAUGGAGAUGAACCAGGAACAGACAACAGUGAGAUCAAGUACAAGAUUGAAAAAAGUCACUUCAGUGGAAACUUCAGCAUCAAUGCAAGAACUGGAUUGCUAAAAAACAAAGGACCUCUGGACCGAGAAUCCAUUGAAGCCACAGCCAAUGGAGUAAUUCAACUGAAUGUGACAGCCUCCGAUAUGGGUCACCCAUCUCUGUCUUCAUGGGUCACGGUCACUAUUAAUGUUGAGGACAUGAAUGACAACACACCAACGUUUAAAUCUUCCAGUUAUGAGUUCUAUGUCAGUGAAAGUGAGAAAGGCAUAUUUGUGGGCUCUGUGUUUGCCCAUGACAUGGAUCAAACUGAGAUGAACAACCGUAUAUCUUUCCGCAUUGCUGAUGGCAGCUUUGGGAACUUCCUCAUAAUUGCGUACUCUAAAGGAAAGGACCAGGGCUACAUGGGCAACAUCACAGUUGACCCUGACAUUGCACUAGAUUAUGAGCAGCACAGGAUGUCAUAUAACCUCAAAAUUGAGGCCACCGACCUGGGUCAGAAAAGUGAUGUUGUACUAGUGACUGUGAAUGUCAUGGACGUGAAUGAUGAAUGUCCAACAUUUCCACAUGUGAUGAUAAUGAAUGUCAAGGAGAACACAACUGGCCUUGGUGAGGUGGGGAACAUCGUAGGAGUUGAUGUGGAUACAAAUCACUCUUUGAUCUACAAGCUGCUCACUUCCAGUUGCAGGUGCAGUGGUAUCAUGGGACCUUGUGAAGAGGAAUGGUUCAAACUGGAAACCACCGGGGCUGUGGUGGUAAAUGAGAAAUUUGUGAUUGACUAUGAAAUGUGUGACCAGGUGCAAAUGGAAGUCCAAGCAGUAGAUGUCUUCACAGAGAAAGGAGAGAACCACAGUAUUCCAGAAAAACUUACGAUCUACAUUGAUGACAUCAACGACAACAUUCCUAGAUUCAUAAUCUCAGAGACUUUGUUUGUUGUGGUGACCGAAGGAACUGAAAAAGGGACUGAGGUUGCAAGAGUUGCUGCAAAUGACUUGGAUUCUGGAAAGAAUAUGAAGAUAAAGUUUGAAGUUCUUGCAGUUGAAAUUAUCUAUGCCGAUAAUCGCAGGGAGUCUAUGGGAAAAAUAUUUUAUGCUGAAACCACUACACGGACAAAUGACUACCUUGGAACUAUCAGGUCCUUAGGCACCUUGGACAGUAAUUUAAAAGGCCAGUACUUAGUAACAGUUCAGGCAAAAGACUGUGGAGAACCACCACUGGAAACGACUACAAAGCUUAUGAUUUAUACUGUUGACAAAUCAUUCCGUGUUGGCCUUCGCUUUGAAUCUCGAGUGGAUGAGAUCAACAGAAACAUUAAUUCAAUUAGAGGGGCUCUAAUAGCAGCCACCAGAGCAACAGUUCAUAUUAUAGAAAUUGUCUCAGAAAGCCAGGAACAAAGGGCCUCCGGGGUGACUUUGUUGGGAUCCUAUUUUGUAUACCCAAAUGGGAGUGCAAUCAAUUCUGAUGAUGUUGAAAGGAUUCUACAGGAGGACUUCUAUCAUGCCAACAUCCUGCAAAAGUAUGGACUAACAUACAUUGUAUCUACUGGGCCAGAAGUGAAAGAAUUUGAUCCUGUAUUGCUAGCUUUGAUUUGCUUGGUAGCAAGUCUCUUGAUUGCACUGGUUGUCAUGUUGAUGUCAUUUGUUUAUACUCAGAGGAGCUACAAGAGGAAAUUAAAGGCAGCUAAAGCCAUGAAUUCAGCUGCAAAGGUGUCAACAGAGAAUCACAAGCCAAGGGCUGUGGUGCCUGGGACCAACAGAUACACAAUUGAGGGAGCAAACCCUGUGCUGAAUUUGAACUUUGAAAUGACCACAGACCUGGGCUUCGAUGAGGAUGGAGACAGAAUAAGUCUUAACUCAUUUGACCUUGAUUUGGACAUGACUGAAAAAGACACAGUGCCCAUGAUGAUUAUUCAAGAGGAGGAAGAGGAGAAUGGCAAUGAAUUCCAGCAUAUUGAACCCCUGACAGCAGCCCUUGCCCAGCUAGAAAUGGAGAAGGGAUGCUGGGAAAAUAACAGCUUUGUGAACCCUGCCCUCAGCACCACAGACCUUUGAAUGUAGUCCUUUCUGUUUCUGUCCAGAGGGCAGGCAAACAGAUCUCCUGUCCAAAAUAUCUUUAAUAUCCAUUUAACUCUGGUUGCAGUCAGACUUUUGUAUCCUUUAAGUGAUCAGUUUCAUAUUAUAACUAACAUUUAAUUCCUUUGGACAGAAAAGCUACAUAUUACUUUCCUGUGUAGUUUGCUGCAGACUCCAUUGAUUCAAUAAAACUUCAUUACCCAGCAUGACAUGAGGAAAAGCUGUUAGAAAAUGCAGACUUUUAUCUUCUAAUCGAAAAAGGAAAGCCCAUUACAAGCUGUUGGCCUCAGUGUAAUACACAGGAUGUUACUCAUACAUUUAUAUUUUAGUCACCGUAUAACUGUUGAAGGUUACUCCCAAUCAGCACACUCAAACCCCAUGCAAAAGUGAAAAGGGGACCCACCCCUCUUAAAUGUAACCGCAUGGCCCGCCCCUGUUGAAUCUCCCUUCAUAGACAUGUUGCCUAACCACAAAUACUGGACUAAGACAGAAAAGUGGACAUGAACCAAUAACAGUUAAUGUUUUCUUGUGAAGACUUAAAAAUGAAUUCCCUUCACAGACAUGCAGGAAUGUUUCCUUCAGUGGGGUGCUGGGAACAGUGCCAUGGCCAGGAUUUUAUUUCUCAGUUGCAGAAUGUGUAUGCUGUAUAUCUGUAAAGUUUACAUUACAUCGCCAAAAAGAAAAAUAUAUAAUUACAACCACCUAUAAUGCAGCUAUGAUAUGGCACAACAUUUUUCAUAAUUUACAGUAAGGGUAAUGUACUGUUCAUGUCUCUGGUACUCAGACAUCACUAACAUAUACUGGAAUAUAUUUGACUAAUCACCAGCAGUUUUAAUCCACUUGCCGAGUGUACUUAGCUACCUGUAAACAAACUGUGGUUUUCUAAUCAAACUUAUGAAAGGUAAAUUAAACAGAUUAAUUGUGGGUUACCUUUUUUUCAUGCGGUCACAAUUACAUUUACAUGUGUGUUGACUUUUCAUAGUGGAGAGACCAGCAUAACUGUAUAUAUUUCACUGUAUUGUCAAAACGGUGCUGUUCAUCUUAAAAAUGGCUUUGGAAGCGA